Triplophysa rosa is the source of this 3088-nucleotide messenger RNA. RefSeq names its product phospholipase C, delta 1b (gene plcd1b). The record is from RefSeq and is a predicted model, not a curated record. The transcript is spliced from 15 exons. Bases 243 to 2555 code for a protein of 770 amino acids. Gene Ontology annotation, biological process: lipid metabolic process; phosphatidylinositol-mediated signaling. Lineage: Eukaryota; Metazoa; Chordata; Actinopteri; Cypriniformes; Nemacheilidae. Gene Ontology annotation, molecular function: phosphatidylinositol-4,5-bisphosphate phospholipase C activity; calcium ion binding.
UGUUAAGUUACCAGUCUUAACGUGUUGUUUUAGUUUUAUCAGCAAAUUUAGCAGCGAGUCAUCGGAUCAGACAGGCGCACUGUAUCGCUCACUACAAUGACCAUUACUCUAGGAAUGAACUUUGAAUAGUGCACGCCCCUAAUCCCUAGAUAAGCGAGUGUGCGAGGUACACAGUCAUCGGGUUAUGAUUUCGGCUGCCUUUUCCACAAGCUGAUUUCAUUUCUGCGCGGAAAAUUCACACCAUGCAGUGCGUACGAAAACAAAAUGUACGGAGCAAGUCUCAAGAGUUAUUACACAGCGCGCACGGCAAGGCGAGCGCGAGCGACAACAUGAGGCGGCUAGGUUUGGAGGGUGAUACAGACCUGCAGUUCUUGCUGAAUGGAGGGGAUCUUUUGAAAGUGCGCUCAAACUCAUGGAAAAAGAAUCGCUACUACAAGCUGCAGGAAGACUGCAAGACAGUGUGGCACGAAUCCAAAAAAACCUUUAAGUCCAAACAGACCUUUUCUGUUGAGGAAAUUGAGGCGGUACGAACAGGCCGACAGACUGAGGGUUUGAAGAAGUACACAGAGGAUGCAGUGGAGGGUCGAGCGUUCUCCAUUCUGUUUAAGGGACGGCAGAAAAGCCUGGACCUGAUCGCCAGCUCUGACGAGGAGGCCAAGAAGUGGGUCAGCGGUUUGGUGAAGGUCGUAUCAAACACGAACAAUCUCACCCCGCAAAAGAAGACUGAGCACUGGAUCUACAGCUGCAUGCGUAAAGCAGAUAAAAACUUGGACAAGAAGAUGAGUCCUAAAGAGCUGAAGAGCUUUCUGCAGCACAUGAACAUUGAGGUGGAUGAUGAAUAUGCGAAGAUGCUCUUUGAGAAAUGUGACGCAUCCAAUUGCGGAUACCUGGACGGAAAGGAGAUCGAGCAUUUCUAUAAAAUCCUGACUCGGAGGGAAGAGAUCAACGUCAUCUAUGGAGAAUAUGCAAAGACGGGUGGUCUCAUGAGCGCCGCUGACCUGCAGAACUUCCUGUUGAAAGAGCAGAUGGAGGACGUGUCUCCGAGCGAUGCUCUUCAGCUGAUUGACAAAUAUGAGAUUGACGAAAACGCCAAAGCCAAACAGUUAAUGACAAAGGAUGGCUUCCUAAUGUACCUGCACCACCCGGAGGGCCUGAUCUUUAACCCGACCCAUAAAAGUCUUUACCAAGACAUGAACCAGCCUCUCAACCAUUAUUUCAUCUCUUCCUCUCACAACACAUACCUGACGGAGGACCAGAUCAAAGGACCCAGCAGCACUGAGGCUUACAUAAAAGCGCUUGUGAAAGGCUGUCGCUGUGUCGAGCUGGACUGCUGGGAUGGAUCUGACGGCGAGCCUGUCAUUUAUCAUGGACACACUCUCACCUCGAAGAUCCUCUUUAAGGAUGUGAUCAGAGCUAUUAAAGACUUUGCCUUUAAGACGUCUGAAUAUCCUGUGAUCCUGUCUUUGGAGAACCACUGCAGUGUGGAGCAGCAGCAGAUCAUGGCUCAGCACAUGAUCUCCAUCCUGGGUAGCGCUCUGGUCACCAAACCCCUCGGCGAUAAGAUGCCCACAUGUUUUCCUUCGCCUGAGGAGCUAAAAGGUCGGUUUAUAGUCAAAGGGAAGAGACUGGGCAAACUUGAGGACACGUUUUCAGAUGAAGCUAAAGCAGCAGAUGAUGGAAGUGUAACGGAGGAAGAGGACGAUGAGGAGCAAGAAAAGUCUAAGACGUCAAAGUCACUGAAGUUAGCGAAGGAGCUGUCGGAUAUUGUCAUCUACUGCAAAAGCGUUCACUUCCACGGGUUUGAAGAUUCUCGGGACAAGCAGUCCUUUAAUGAGAUGGCCUCCUUUAAAGAGGGACAGGCUGUAAAGCUGGCAGAGGACUCUGCAAAUGAGUACAUCAGUCACAAUACAGACAAACUCAGCAGAAUUUAUCCAUCUGGACUGAGGGCAGACUCUUCAAACUAUAAUCCUGUGCCUCUGUGGAAUGCAGGCUGUCAGAUCGUGGCCCUCAACUUUCAGACGCCCUGCACAGAGAUGGAUCUGAACCAGGGACUUUUCCUUCAAAAUGGUCAGAGCGGCUAUAUUCUAAAACCUUCUUACCUGCGGGACCGAGCCACAGAGUUUGACCCCAUCACUCUCACUAGAGGACCGUGGUUAAAGCAAAAGAUUCUUCACGUGAUGGUGAUCUCAGCCCAGCAGUUACCCAAAGUAAAUGAGAGGAAGCACUCCGUUGUGGAUCCUUUAGUUCAAGUGCAGAUUUAUGGUGUGCCAGCAGAUACGACCAUGAAACAAACACAGUACAUUGAGAAUAACGGGUUCAACCCCAUGUGGAAUGAAAACUUCCAGUUUGAAGUGUGUGUGCCGGAUCUAGCACUAGUGCGCUUUUUGAUCGAGGACUAUGAUUCUACAUCAGGCAAUGAGUUUAUUGGGCAGAACACACUUCCCUUCAACAGUCUGAGAAAUGGAUACCACCAUGUGCCACUGCUCAACAAGAAUGGAGACCUGCUUUCCUCGGCUGGGCUUUUUGUUCACAUCAUGGUUGUUCAUUCUGAAUAGCACACACAUUAGCACAGCUCAGACUGAAUCAGAUGUGAUCUUGCGCAUCACCACAUUUAACAAUGCAGGCAUAUCUUUUUUAACUGGUCGACUCUACAACAAAUAAGGCAGCUCUUAAUAUUAAUGAUUUUACUUUUUUUAAGCUUUUUUUAAGACGUGCAGUACAGCAACUGCAUAUGAUGAUCUCAAGUUCAACUACCACAUUUUUUACUUGUAAUUUACAUUAUACAUUUCUGUAUGCUAUUUGCACUACAAAUUAGCAUGCUGCACAUUCAUAUUCAAUCUUGACAGUCUAGUGUUUUAGAUAUCCAUUUUUAGCAGAGGAACAAAUUUUCCAGCUUUGUCCGAUCUCACAAUAUGUUCGUAAACCUGUAUACAUUUUUUUCUUUGUCUUUUAUGUAGCUUUUAUUUCAUAAGGUACUGUGUCAUGCAUCUAUUGGAACAUUUAAUAAACAACUUGCAAAGUCAGUGAUUCUAAUGAAACUUAUUGUCAACUGUACACUACCUUGUGAAAGAUAAUAAACAUAAGUUAU